AUGCCGUUUGGGUUGACGAAUGCCCUGGCUGCAUUCAUGGAUCUAAUGAACCGUGUUUUCCGAUCGUACUUGGAUCGGUUCGUGAUCGUCUUCAUUGAUGACAUACUGAUCGAGACUGUGCUACAUUGGGAAAGGCCGAAGAAUGUAGCGGAGAUUCGCAGUUUUCUCGGACUGGCAGGCUAUUACCGGCGUUUUGUGAAGGACUUCUCGAGCAUCGCUGCACCGAUGACUCGGUUGACGAGGAAGGAAGUCAGAUUCGAAUGGAACGCCGAAUGUGAAAGUGCUUUUCAAGAAUUGAAGGUCAGACUGACAAGUGCACCAGUCUUGACUAUUCCUGACAGUGAAGGGCUGUAUGAGGCAAAGGAGAUGGGUGGAGUACAUGGAAGACUACGACUUCACUCUCCAGUAUCAUCCUGGAAAAGCUAA
This is a messenger RNA of Morus notabilis, 426 nucleotides long. RefSeq lists its product as uncharacterized. Lineage: Eukaryota; Viridiplantae; Streptophyta; Magnoliopsida; Rosales; Moraceae. Bases 1 to 426 code for a protein of 141 amino acids. The record is from RefSeq and is a predicted model, not a curated record. The transcript is spliced from 3 exons.